GAGAUUCGUAUUAUUUCCUCUUUGAGUUUUUCUUUCUUUCUUUAUUUAUUAAUUUGUAUUUGGAAUAAUUUAUUUAUUUAUUUGUUUACGUUUGGGUUCUACAUCUCAAUGUGAAUAAGAUGGAACCUAUUAAAAUUCUGAAAGAUAUUAUGGUUGAUCUUAAAUUUGUGAUUCCACCUAGUAACAAAAAGUGCAUGUUAACAAUUCACUUAAAAAAAGACAAAUUAUUGUUGGAUGUUGUUAGAGAGUUUAUAGAUGAUAAUAAUAUUCCUUGUUAUUUGGAAAAUUCAUUACUUUCUGUCGUCGAACAUCUUAUACAAGAAAGUUUACGUAUAGACACUGAAAGGGAUAAUAAAAUUAAAAGUGAAUCAGAUGCAAUCAAUAUUCGAAAAAAUCUUGUAUCAAAAUACAAAAAACACACCGUUAGAUACAAUGAUGCACCUGCGGAGGAUAUUUUUCCAAAAGCAUAUCAUAACCUAGUUCAUUCUCCCGUACCUUCAAUCUUUGAUACCCUUUUACAAUUGGAACAAGGAUAUAAACAAGCAAUCAAGGAUAUUGUUUCAGCUAGCGAUAGCGAAUUGGAAUGUAUUCAGAGCAGACACCAUAAAGAAAUAGAAACGGAAUCCGGUUGUAAUAACGGUAUAAACAACUUGAUCGAGAAAUAUCGCGAGGAUGUAGAAUAUAAUCAGGCUGCUUUAGCAAGUGAACUUGAGGAAAUUAAGCGACAACAAAAAAGUGAAUAUUGUGAUCUUGUAGUUAAACUAUAUGAAGCACAUCAACGAUCGCUAUCGGUACACCAAUCAGCAACGGAUCUAAAUAUGAGAUUAGAUGGCAAAGAGAUAGUUUCUGAAGUAAUUUCUUCUUUAAAAAAAAGUAAAUAUGAAUUAUCUAAAGAAGUGUUGAAACUUGAUCAAGGACAUGAUACACGAAGUCGUCACGGCAGUAUCAGUUCAUUAUCAGAGAUUAUCUCAUCUCCUGUAAUGACUGCACCACCUUCUCCUAUGUUUUCACCUGUUUUAUCGUCAUUUAGCGGCAAUGGAGAAGAUAACUACUUUAAUGGAUUUAAUCAUGACCAGGCUAGAAUGGCUUUAGAAAUGGCUAAUGGGAAUAAGGAACAAGCUGUUAAUUUGCUAUGUGAGCAAUUGGAUAAAAUUGACGCGCAAAUAGCGAAUAAUUUAAUUUUACCUCCUAGACGCGCAUCCAUGCUAUUUGCUAGUUCUCCUCUAAAAGAGCCAUCAAACGGGAAACAAAAAUCAAAACCUCCGCGUAGACCUAAAUUAACAGUAUUAACUAAACAAGAAAAGAAGAAUUCCUGGUCUCCAAUGUCAUUAUUUAACCCGAAACAACAAAUGAUACCUACACCAAGCACACCAGUUAAAAGAUUUGGUUGGUUAAGUAGAAAAGUGAUGGAUGAUGUGAACGGGCAUAUACCAAACUUGAAUCUGGCUGAUAAUCCACAAAUGAUGGAGAGUUUUACAAUUUCACUUGGGAAUCAAGUGAAAUCAACUCAUAAUCUUAAACUUUCAUUGUCAGAUACGGACGAUUUACUUAAAUCAUCCAAUGAUACUGCAAGAGAUAUGGCAUAUAAAGCUCAAACUGCAGCAAAUUUAUAUUCUCAAAAAUUGACGGCAAUUGUUUUACUCUUAACACCAAAAGACUGGCCUAAAUAUAAAUUAGGCAAAAGUGCUAACAGAGCAUUUUUUGCAAGAUGUAAAGAAUCGACUGAAUUUCAUUUUAAAGACGUUGAAUCACAACUAGAAGCCAUUGAAAAAGAUUUUGAUAAAUCCGAAAUACAGGAGGGUGAUUUUUUUAUUACAAAGCAUUCAAACUUGCCUCUUAUACAUGUCGUAUUUCAUUUAGUGAUUGAGUUUGAAUCAAUUACAAGUUCAGAGCUCACACAAAGAUCUCACGUAAUGGAAGGAUUAAGAAAUAUAUUAAGAACAAUUGACAGAUUUGAUAUCGCUAGCAUAUCAUUACCACUUUUAUUGAUUCCAUCCAAUAUUGAUCCAUUUACAAAUGUAAUACUGGAUGAGAAUAUUCUUUAUAAAAGAGGUGAAUUGGUACUGAAAUGUAUUAAAGGGUUUAUGAUGCAAAAUUCCGGAAUGCCAAAUAAUGAUGGUGAAAAAGAAGAAGCAGCUAAAACUGUUUCGUUUCUGUUAAGUAAAAAUGCUACUGAAAAACAAUUUCAUAAUUUUAGAAAUUUAUUAACUAGAAUUUUUAAAACCAGUUAAAAAUGUAUUACUAUAAUAGUUGUAGUUUUAGUUGUAAUCUCUCUUUCUUUUUAGACCUUUACAGUUUAUAAUUAAUAUAAUAAAUUUAUUAAAUUAUUUAUAAUUUUAGAAAA
Messenger RNA from Rhizophagus irregularis DAOM 181602=DAOM 197198, 2344 nucleotides. The record is from RefSeq and is a predicted model, not a curated record. Lineage: Eukaryota; Fungi; Glomeromycota; Glomeromycetes; Glomerales; Glomeraceae.